UACAAUCAUUUUUAUCGCCAUCGCAAAAUUCCAAUCUCAAUCUUCUCUAGCUAGCUACCCGGCCAGAACGAUCUCUCCUUCAUUGUCUCCGCCGCGCGCCACCGCGAACGGUACCGGAAACAACCAGUCUGCUGCACAUGGGAGAUCAUCAUCCGAAAUCGCCGAGGACAACAAAUUUUCACAACAUCCUUGGGAUCUCCAGGACCGCAACACUUGUCGACAUUUGCAAAGCGUACAAAUGCCUUGUUCGGAAAUGGCAUCCUGAUCGGAAUAGCCUCAACAGGGAUGAAGCUCAGGCCAAGUUCACCUCCAUUAAUGAAGCCUAUAGGGCUCUUAGUAUGAAAAAGAGAGAAGAAGCAGGCGGUGGCUCGUCGGACGGGGAAGAGCAAAUGACACCGAAAAACUCGGAGCAGAAAUCGCCGAAAAUAUCGGAUCUAGAGGAGGAUGAUCAAGAGUUCGUGAUUUCCAGCCCCACGCUCCUGUCACGCACCACCAGCCGAAUCGCGCCGGAAGUUAGCCGGAAAAUGUCGCAGAGCGCCAGCCGGAGGAGCAGGACGGCGACGCGGCAGGAUUUUUAUACGCAUCUACAGAGAACGACGUCGACAUCUUGCGGAGGAAACACAUCUUCGUCGAUGCCUACUACCCCGACGGGGGAGCCGAGCCUUCAGUCCAUUUUAACUGGCAAAAAAACUAGCACGCCGAUUAUCUACUCGCAGUCGAUUGCUCGGAGAAAACCGCAGCCGGUGGAGAUGAAGCUGGAGUGCACGCUGGAGGAGCUGUGCCAUGGACGAGUUAAGGUGGCUAAGAUUACAAGAGAGGUCAUUUCAAGCUCUGGGCUAAUUGUUCGAGAGGAGGAGUAUGUAACAAUAGUAGUGCAGCCAGGGUGGAAAAAGGGGACAAGGAUUACAUUUGAAGGGAAGGGAGAUGAGAGGCCAGGCAUGCUCCCAGCCGAUGUAAUCUUCACGAUUGAAGAAAAGAUACACCCUGUGUUCAAGAGGGAAGGUGAUGAUUUAGAGCUAGGAGUUGAGAUCCCUUUAGUGCAAGCUCUCACCGGCUGCACAAUAACAGUGCCCUUAUUGGGAGAUGAGAGCAUGACUCUGGAAUUGGAUGACAUCAUUUAUCCUGGAUAUGAAAUGACUAUCCCUGGCCAAGGCAUGCCUAAACCCAAGGAUCUUGAAGGCCAAGGCAUGCCUAAACCCAAGGAUCUUGAAGGCCAGAGAGGAGACCUUCUGCUCAAGUUUCUGGUCGAGUUUCCUACAGAUUUGAGUGAUGAACAGAGAGCAGAAGCUGCAAGAAUACUACAAGAUUGUUCCUGAUGAGGAUAUUCUCAUUAUUCCCCCGGGGGACAUAAAGGUUAGAAUCCCAAAGGAUAUAAUUUUUAUUGGGGAAAUGGAUAGGGUGGGGGUUGAAGUAUACUGUACAUAUCCAUGGUAGUUUUAUCUAGGCAGAAGUAUAAAUGUGAUGUAUAAUACUAUAAUCAUCUAACAGACAUUGUAUGCACAGAAAAGAUGAGGGAUAAUUGAAAAGGAUAGGGGAUUUUUAGGAAA
Molecule: messenger RNA, 1547 nt
Organism: Ipomoea triloba (trilobed morning glory)
Lineage: Eukaryota; Viridiplantae; Streptophyta; Magnoliopsida; Solanales; Convolvulaceae
Product: dnaJ homolog subfamily B member 1-like
Exons: 3
Coding region: 138-1316 (392 amino acids)
Cellular component (GO): cytosol
Molecular function (GO): protein-folding chaperone binding
Source: RefSeq, a predicted model, not a curated record